CUUAAAAAUAAUCUAUUUGUUUUAAAUGCUAUAGAAACAUUUCUUUUUAAUUUAUUUAAAGAAUUUAAUAACACUACAGGUAACAAGGAAUUUAUUGUACAUUACGCACUAAACUCCAAAACAGGUGUUUACAGUAUGACAGUAGUGGGUAUUGAUUCGCUUUUUAACUAUAUUGUACCUUAUUUUUUAAUCUAUUUUAUUUUUAACUAGAAAAGUUUUAGAUUAUCACUAUUGAGUUAUUUCUGUCGUAAUUCACAAAUUUGGUUAUUACUAUCUCCCUGAAGGUAAGAAAAUGGUUUUACAUAUUUCUUUGGGUACUAAUAAGUAUCGUUAUACUAGCACUAAGAUAGAAAAUAAAAUAGAACUUCCUAGUGAAGAUUCCAUAUCUAAACUGUUAGCUCUAGCUCCGCCUUUUGAUAUUACUAGUGGUCUAGCUCACUUUGAUCUAGUUAGACAGUUUACCAUAAAUAAGGGUGGACGUAAAGGUUUUAUUGUUUAUAUUUAUGACCGGGAGUCUGAAGGUAAUAAAGAACUAAACGGUUCACCGUUUUCAACUUACGGUGCAGGGCAUGAAGCGUUAGGGCUAAGACGAGGUAGUAGAGUAAUAGGUAGAUAUAUUGAUACCGGUAAGGCAUAUCAAGGUAGAUAUGUCUUUUCUUCUAUUCCUUUCUCAAGAAAUGAUAUAUAA
Messenger RNA from Aplosporella prunicola CBS 121167, 688 nucleotides. RefSeq lists its product as uncharacterized. The transcript has a single exon. The record is from RefSeq and is a predicted model, not a curated record. NCBI's taxonomy places the organism in Eukaryota, Fungi, Ascomycota, Dothideomycetes, Botryosphaeriales, Aplosporellaceae. The coding region runs from base 293 to 688 and encodes 131 amino acids.